CAACACCACCUCAACUUAUGCAUUGUACAUAGGCUCUUCGUCAGCUCGCCCUGUCCUAUCCUGGUCCCUUCUUCCUUUGAGCACACCGCGCGGACACGUACAUGGCAGUCGAGUGCAGUUCUCGCGCCUUGAGAUGCAUUCGUCUUGCCACCUGUUGCUGAUCGCGCUGACAUUGGAGGAGGACCGACCUUCGACAUAACGCGCAUCAUGGCCGCGGUGCAGAGGACGCGUCCACCUGCUGCGCCGUCGAGCUCGCGCGUGCCCGCAAACUCGUCGCGGCCGCUUCAGCAUCGCGUGCAGGCGCCGUCCGUCGCAGCGAGUUCCUCUGCGCGCUCCAGUCAAGCUCCCUCGUCGUCGUUGUCGUCGUCGUCCGUCACCCUCUUCCUCACCAACCUGCGCCUCCUGGACCUCGACUUACUGCCGGACUGGCCUGGCAUCACGACCGAGACGUUUGCCACCACUGGCUCGAGCGUCCAAGGGCAGAAGCGCAGGAUACACUGUGUCGAAUGGGCGCUCUUCCGCCUCUUUUCCCUCUGGGACCCCGACGAAGCUGCCAACAAACUCAAGCCGUUCUUCCCACCCCUCGACCAGAUACAGUCGCUCAACCUGCGCGCCGCCCUUCUCCGUGCGCUGGAAAAUGUAAAGAAGAAUGGCGUCCUCGGUCGUGACUCGGUCAUCCGCAAGACCAUGCUGGACGAGUGCAAAGGCGAACGGCUCGAGGAGGUUCUGGCUGUCUUUUCCACGGCUGUUCUGAAGCUCGCCACUGCCAACGAGGUAGAAGCGGGCCGCGCAUUUCCCGCCGCUGCCCUCGAGAUGGCCAUCCAAGAACGCGGGUACUCCACCGAUACUACCCAGCUGAGGAUGCUGUCCCUGGUGCACAAGGCCCACAUUCGGCACCUGCUCCAAAGGAAGAACGCAGCUAGGUCACAGUACUCUGACUUUGCCGAUCUCUUGGGCGUCAAAGAGAGGGGCCUGGCCCGCCGGAACGAGAUCCUUCUUGCAAAGCAGAAGCGUGGUGCCGACGACGAAACAGCCCUGUCUGACACUACCCUCGAGGAGAUGCGGCGCAUCGUACGAGGCAACUGGACCGGCAACGAGAAAUGGAUGUCUACGCUGCUGCUCGGCGACGCGGGCGCAGGGCCAAAAUCCGGCUCUGACUUGUUCGCCAUGCCCAUGGAUAGGAUCUGGCGGCGUGUGGAGCAGGGCAGGCUGUCCGAGAUUGAAAAGGACGACGGGGGGCUUCUCGACCAACUAGACGGCCGGGUGAACGCGCUGCGGGAGAGGCUGGGCAGAUGGCAAGACCUACGAGCCAGCACGACCGGACAUCAGGAGGGUCAACCACCAACCGCCUCGCCCUCAAAGCGCCGUGCUCAGUCAGAUAAGAGGAAAGCGACCAAGGGCAUUGACCUCCACUUUGAGCGACACCAGCGUGUUCAGGUCGGCGAUCCAGAGUCUAUUCGCGGAGCGAAUAAUAUCAUCAAGGGCGAGCAGCCUAUACUGGAUGAACACCGCGAUAUCGUGGAUAGCUUGAGGGACGAGCUGAAGCGCAUUCGCGACAAUACCAAUGGCGCAAAGGUCACAAGCUUUUUGGCGAGACCGAGACUGGCGCCGUCGCAUCCAAAUGACGAAGAGGGUGAGGAAGAAGAAGUCUCAGAGAUGAGUGAGUUGGAUGAUGAAAUAGGGGAAGUCACCUCGACAAGAGCAGAGCCACCGAUUGCAAAGCGUGUCCCAGUUAGACCGCAUUUUUCCGGCGACCAUAACCCCAGUCAUGCGACCACAAACGCGGCCUCGAAGCAGCUUGAACCCCCGAUCAAGUCCCUCCACGACUUGUUGGACCACGACGAGGAGCCCAUGGACGCGUCACGGCGGAGGAGUCUGUGGGACUCCUCCCCGCCAUCUAGCCCCUCCCCUUCUAAACGAUCCCCGACGCGACGAGUGAUGGAAUCAAAUUCUGGACAAAGGGUUGAACCUGCUGCUGUACACGGACCAUCGGCCGCGAACGCGCCGGACCAAGAGCCGCCACGGAGUGUGCCUUCGCCCACGCAGCAGCUUGCGGACCGUAUACUUGAAUCCAUGAACAAAGCGUCGCCGUCUCCGACUAAGCGGGCUAAGCCGCGACAUACGCUGUCGCUCGCGCAGCGCACGAGGCUGUCCAUGGCCAGGACAAGUCCUUUUCUUGACGGCGAAGCGGAUGAUCUCGCUCCUGCACCGUCUUCGAAUUCCAACCCGGCGGCGGGGCCUGCGUCACUGGGCCCCGCGCAUGGCACUAAGAAGCCGUCACCUCCCAUCCCCGAAGCCGAUGAGCCAUCUCAGGACCGUGAGCUUGGAAACGAGGACGACCUGGUUGCGCGGACCCGACGUAGCAUGGCUGGACUCGAGAAAGCCAAGCAAAAAGCGCAGAUAGAGCGACGCAGAUCACUGCGCCGGUCCAAGCUGCCGCCACCGCGUCGGGACGGGAGCCUGUUCCCGAAACUGAGCGAGGAGCCCGAGGGUGGCGAUGACACUAUAGCGUUAGCGGAGGAGUUGAUGGGCGAGGAGGACAUGGAGGCGGUCUUCAGGUCGCGACCCAAGAUCAAGGCGAGUCCAAUGGGAAGCCCGACGAAGAUGGAUGACGAGUGGCCAUGAUUUGCAGCAGUAUAAUUCGAUGACUAGCGAGGCAUUUUGCUUGAGCGGCCUACAAUGAGAAAUGAGAUACGUG
This is a messenger RNA of Purpureocillium takamizusanense, 2698 nucleotides long. RefSeq lists its product as uncharacterized. The transcript is spliced from 2 exons. NCBI's taxonomy places the organism in Eukaryota, Fungi, Ascomycota, Sordariomycetes, Hypocreales, Ophiocordycipitaceae. The record is from RefSeq and is a predicted model, not a curated record. Bases 208 to 2625 code for a protein of 805 amino acids.